AUGGCAAUUAAUAAUUAAGUGUAUGAAGCCCUUAAGAAGUGCUCUGAGAAUGGAGAUGCAGUCAUUGAAGCAGAUUUAAACUUUUUCUACCCAGAUGCCGAAUCUGAUAAACUAUCUGCCAUCAAGCAGCUAGUUAUGUCUUUCGGCGUAGAUGAGGAGAUUAAGGCAAGAAUACUUUCACAGCUGAUCCUGCAUAAAUACCCCAAUUGCUGGGAGAGCUAUCUCGAACUAGUCGUAGAGUUACUUCAAAAGUAAUCCAGAUUUCUUUAUAUAUUUUUCAUUAGUGAUAAUUUCAUAAAAAUUGAUCUUGGAAUAAAGACUCUUUUAAACUUAUUAAAUCUGAUAGAUGAUGAGAAGGCUAUGAGGCAAUUCCACAUUUUCGUGCCCAAGAUUCUUCCACAUCUUUAUACAGCCUUUACCAACAGUGAGACAGACGCUCAUGGAAGAGAUUAAAUAUUAGAUACAUUCUAUUUAUGUCUCAGGACUAUUUCCUGGGCAGAUGGUAUUGAUAACGAAAUGGUGGCUGGCUGUUUAAAUGAGACAUUCAAUACCUGGAUGGCUCUCCUGAAAUAGAUUAUAAAGACCAAUCCUAAAGCAUUCUUCGAUGUAAAGAAAAAUGCAUUGAAAUGCUUGACUGUAAUCUUUAGAGAUUUCAUCAACUAUUCAAGGGAUUGUAUCAAUACCAUUCUUGAGCCUUCCUGGUAAUUGCUAAAUUUCCAUCUGCCAAUUUUCACAGAGGUACUUGGUUACAAUCAAAGUCUUAAGGAUUUACAAGGAGAUGAUCAAGACGUUGAAGAGUAUUAAAGAGGGUAUGAAAGUGAUGACGAAGAGGAGUAAUUUGGAGUCGAGGGUAUGACUCUGUAGCUGAUUGAAUUAUUGACCACACUUAUUUCAAGAUAGAAUGUUCAGGAGGUUGUUAAAUAAGGCAUUGUUCCUUUGAUAACAACUAUAAGCAGUUAUAUGAUUAUUCCACAUUCAAAAGAAAGGUACCAUGUUGGGGAUUACCACCACUUUAUCCACGAAAAGGAUGAAGAUUUUUACAAAUAAAGAUCAAUCCGAAAUUCAUGUUUAGACUUGGUCUCUUCACUAAUAGAGGUUUUUGGAGAUCUUGCAGUCGAAUCUAUUCUAUUUGUAGUGGAAAACCUUUUCCUCACGACUUCAGCCAGUUAAUCAUCACCUACAAAAAUUAAGGGUAACAUGGCUUAGACUAUUGAAGAAAUAAAUAUUUAUGACUAUACCUAUAGCUCUGCCCAUCCUAAGCAUUUCUGGAAAAAGAGAGAAGUUGCAUUGUUUUUAAUUGGCAGCUUUGCUGAGGAUAUUUCUAUGUUUAGAUAAAGAAAUCCAUAAUAUAAUCUCAGAGUCUUGAUUGAAGAGGUUAUGAAAACAAACUUUGAUAAAUGUCUAAUUAAGAGCUAUCUUAAAGGAAGGACUCUUUAAUGUGCAUCUCAAUUGGUUGAGAUUAUGCCAAGAGAUUAUGAAGAAAUUCAUUCUAACAUCCUCGAAAUGUCUAUUAAAUUCCUUAUAGAUUAGAAAUUGAUAUCUAUCAAAUUGGUUGCGACAAGAUGUCUUAUUAAAUUUGCACGAAAACUAAAGUCGGAUCUUCUGAUGAUUUUGAUCAAAGAUAAAUUUGAAAACAUAUUAGAUUAACUGACAGGUCUACUUGAUACCACCUCCCUCGAAACAAUUUAUCUUCCAAUUGAAGCAUUUACGCAAUUUUCUAAAUUAAAUGAGGAUAUUGUUGCUUAAAUGGCACCCAAGAUCACUCCAAAGCUACUCAGAUUCUUCAAGAACUAUCAUAGUGAGGGAGCACUGGCUGGUGAACUCCUUAAUCUCUUCAAGAUCUGGUGCAACUAUGAUACCUGCAGAGACAUUUUCGUAAACACUUUUAUCCCAUUCAUUAUGGAGAUCAUUGAUAACUAUUACUAAAACACUCCUAACGUUGACAAUAAGGACUAACUCCUUGUUCCUCAAAAUCUUGUAGACCUCUCGGCAGAUAAGUCGUAGUCAAACGCUGACUAAAAAUCAUAAUAGAUUGUCGAUUCUUCCAUCCUUCAACAUGUUAUAGACUUACUAUGUACCCUCUUAAGAAAAACAAAGGACAAAAAAUCCUCAGAUUUUAUCAAGAUCAUUGAGAUUUUCCCAAAGCUGUUAGAGUAUAUAAAUAAGAGUGAGGACAUGUUCCUCUUACUUCACGGUACUUCUGCACUUAGAACAUUUAUCCACUUGGGUCAUCAAGAAAUAUUGAAAGUCGUUCAACCUAAAGAAAUAAUUGAAGUAGCAAAGAAAUUGCUCUCACCAACAACUAAUGAGCAAGCAGCUCUUUGCCUUGGAAACUAUGUGAUUCAGAUUUUCCACAAGAUUCAACCAUAAAUUGAUACAAACUUGCUAAUGAACGUAGUAUGGAAGAUUUACAAAUCUAGAAUGCCCUCAAUAGUUCAGUCACUUAUUUUGAUAUUUGCAAGAUUGAUUCAUUCCCAUCCAAAAGAAAUCGUAGAGUUCCUUUCUGAGACAUCAAUUGACAACAGAAUCUCUCUCAAGAUUGUCCUUGAUAAAUGGCUUCUUCAGCAGCCCUUAUUCCGAGGUUACUAUACUAAGAAUGUGACAUUCUCAGCACUUUUAAAACUCUUCAUUCAGAGAGAUCCUAGAAUUGAGAGUUUAAUGGUAAUUGGAUACAACCCAUCUCACUCCAAUGUUAACUCUGAGAUAAAUGCUCCAUUCAAGAUACUCUCCAUACUACUGAGAUACUUGGAUAAUGAGAUGUCACCCAAGAAAGGUAAAAGACCAAUCCCAUAAAACUAUGAAGCAGGAGAUGAUGAUGAAGAAGAGAAAUCGAGUGGUAUUACACCUGGAUAUAAACUUAGAAGAGAUCUCUUAGGUGAGGGAGAAAGAUUAGAUACUGUUGAGGGUGAUGAUGAUAAUGCUGACUUUGAUGAUAGACAUGAGGCUUAAACAGAUAAAAUUGAAGUCAACCUUGACGAUGUUUAAGAUGAUGAUGAUAACGAGAGCUUAUUAGGAUCAAAGAAUAAUUCAAGCUUAUUACAAGGUGGAAACCUAUUUACUAUUAAAGAAAGCACUGAUAGAGGUCUAGCUGAUAUGGAGACUGGUUCAGAGGUGUACAUGUCAGAACUGCUUGCAGGCUUUGACAUGGAAGAUUUCGAUGAGGCUGAGGAAUAAAACGAGGAAGAUCUUAUUGAACUUGGAGAUUCAUUCGGUAGUAUAAAUCUUAGAAGCCACAUCCAAGACACUCUGAAUGAUUUUAUGAAGGCAGACAAGGCUGGUGGAGAGUAUUUGUUGUAUUGUGUUCGUCAGCUUUUGCACGAUGACCUAGACCUAGCUAAAAAAUAUCUGAAAUUAGGAGGAAAGCAAUGA
Messenger RNA from Stylonychia lemnae, 3369 nucleotides. The record is from the annotation of a GenBank genome assembly. Lineage: Eukaryota; Ciliophora; Spirotrichea; Sporadotrichida; Oxytrichidae.